Acanthosepion pharaonis is the source of this 10416-nucleotide messenger RNA. Lineage: Eukaryota; Metazoa; Mollusca; Cephalopoda; Sepiida; Sepiidae. The record is from the annotation of a GenBank genome assembly.
AUGUCUCCUCUUUUAUAUUCUUACGCGUUUCCUUCUUCCGUUUCCAUGUCAGCCUCUCCUCUCUUUAUAUUCUUACGCGUUUCCUUCUUCCGUUUCCAUCUCCUCUCCUUUAUAUUCUUACGUUUCCUUCUUACCGUUUCCAUGUCAGCCUCUCCUUCUUCCCGUUUCCAUGUCAGCCUCUCCAUGUCUCUUUAUAUUCUUACGUUUCCUUCUUCCCGUUUCCUUCUUCCUUACGUUUCCAUGUCAGCCUCUCCUCUCUUUAUAUUCUUACGCGUUUCCUUCUUCCGUUUCCAUGUCAGCCUCUCCUCUCUUUAUAUUCUUACGCCAUGUCAGCCUUCCUUCUUCUUUAGUUUCCAUGUCAGCCUCUCCUCUCUUUAUAUUCUUCUUUUCCUUCUUCCGUUUCCAUGUCAGCCUCUCCUCUGUUUAUAUUCUUUAUAUUUCCUUCUUCCGUUUCCGUUUCCAUGUUUCCUUCUUCCGUUUUCCUCCUCUCUCUCUUUAUAUUCUUACGCUUUUCCUUCUUCCGUUUCCAUGUCAGCCUCUCCUCUCUUUUAUAUUCUUACGCGUUUCCUUCUUCCGUUUCCAUGUCAGCCUCUCCUCUCUUUAUAUUCUUACGCGUUUCCUUCUUCCGUUUCCAUGUCAGCCUCUCUCUCUUUAUAUUCUUUACGCGUUUCCUUCUUCCGUUUCCUCUCUCUUUAUAUUCUUACGCGUUUCCUUCUUCCGUUUCCAUGUCAGCCUCUCCUCUCUUUAUAUUCUUACGCGUUUCCUUCUUCCGUUUCCAUGUCAGCCUCUCCUCUCUUUUCUUAUUUCCUUCUUCCGUUUCCAUUCUUCCUCUCUUUAUAUUCUUACGCGUUUCCUUCUUCCGUUUCCAUGUCAGCCUCUCUCUCUUUAUAUUUCUUACUUCCGUUUUCCAUGUCAGUUCUCCUUCUUCCGUUUUCCAUGUCAUCAGCCUCUCCUCUCUUUAUAUUCUUACGUUUCCUUCUUCCGUUUUCAUGUCAGCCUCUUUCUUUAUGUCAGCCCUCUCCUCUCUUUAUUCUUAUUCCUUCUUCGCCAUGUUUCCUCUCUUUAUAUUCUUCCUCUUUUCCGUUUCCAUGUCAGCCUCUCCUCUCUUUAUAUUCUUACGCGUUUCCCUUCUUCUUUUCCAUCUUUAUAUUCUUUAGCGUUUCCUUCUUCCGUUUCCAUGUCAGCCUCUCCUCUCUUUAUAUUCUUACCCUUCUCCACUCUUUAUAUUCUUACGCGUUUCCUUCUUCCUCUUUAAUGUCGGCCUCUCCACUCUUUAUAUUCUUACGCGUUUCCUUCUUCCGUUUCCAUGGCAGCCUCUCCUCUCUUUAUAUUCUUACGCGUUUCCUUCUUCCGUUUCCAUGUCAGCCUCUCCUCUCUUUAUAUUCUUUAGCGUUUCCUUCUUCCGUUUCCAUGUCAGCCUCUCCUCUCUUUUUAUAUUCUUCUUCCACCAUGUCGUUUUCCUUCUUCCGUUCCAUGUCAUGUCAGCCUCUCCUCUCUUUAUAUUCUUACGCCUUUUCCUUCUUCCCUCUCUUUAUAUUCUUUAGCGUUUCCUUCUUCCCGUCAUGCCUCUCCUCUCUUUAUUUCUUACGCGUUUCCUUCUUCCGUUUCCAUGUCAGCCUCUCCUCUCUUUAUAUUCUUUAUUUCCAUGUCAGCCUCUCCUCUCUUUAUUUCUUUCCCUUCUUCCGUUUCCAUGUCAGCCUCUCCUCUCUUUAUAUUCUUACGCGUUUCCUUCUUCCGUUUCCAUGUCAGCCUCUCCUCUCUUUAUAUUCUUACGCGUUUCCUUCUUCCGUUUCCAUCGUUUCCUUCUUCCGUUUCCAUGUCAGCCUCUCUUUUAUAUUCUUACUCUUUCCUUCUUGUUUCCAUGUCCCUCUCCUCUCUUUUAUAUUCUUACGCGUUCCUUCUUCCGUUUCCAUGUCAGCCUCUCCUCUUUUUAUAUUCUUACGCGUUUCCUUCUUCCGUUUCCAUGUCAGCCUCUCCUCUCUUUAUAUUCUUACGCGUUCCUUCUUCCGUUUCCAUUCUCUCUCUUUAUAUUCUUACGUUUCCUUCUUCCGUUUCCAUGUCAGCCUCUCCUCUCUUUAUAUUCUUUAUAUUCUUCCGUUUCCAUGUCAGCCUCUCUCUCUUUAUAUUCUUGCUUCCUUCUUCAUGUCAGCCUCUCCUCUCUUUAUAUUCUUACGCGUUUCCUUCUUCCAUUUCCAUGUCAGCCUCUCCUCUUAUGUUCUUUUUCCUUCUUCCGUUUCCAUGUCAUCUCCUCUUCUUAUAUUCUUACACGCGUUUCCUUCUUCCCUUUCUUUAUGUUCUUACGCGUUUCCUUCUUCCGUUUCCAUGUCAGCCUCUCCUCUCUUUAUAUUCUUUAGCGUUUCCUUCUUCCGUUUCCAUGUCAGCCUCUCCUCUCUUUAUAUUCUUACGCGUUUCCUUCUUCCGUUUCCAUGUCAGCCUCUCCUCUCUUUAUAUUCUUUAGCGUUUCCUUCUUCCGUUUCCAUGUCAGCCUCUCCUCUCUUUAUAUUCUUACGCGUUUCCUUCUUCCGUUUCCAUGUCCAUGUCCCUCUCCUCUCUUUAUAUUCUUUAGCGUUUCCUUCUUCCGUUUCUUCAGCCUCUCCUCUCUUUAUAUUCUUUGGCGUUUCCUUCUUCCUUCCUCUCUUUAUAUUCUUUUCCAUGUCAGUUUCCUCUUCCGUUUUCAUUUUUCCUUCUUCCGUUUCCAUGUCAGCCUCUCCUCUCUUUAUAUUCUUUUUGCGUUUCCUUCUUCCGUUUCCAUGUCAGCCUCCUCUCUUUAUAUUCUCUUUUCCUUCUUCCCGUAUUCUUUCUCUUUAUAUUCUUACGCGUUUCCUUCUUCCGUUUCCAUGUCAGCCUCUCCUCUCUUUUUCCUUCUUUUAUAUUCUUACGCGUUUCCUUCUUCCGUUUUCCAUGUCAGCCUCUCCUCUCUUUAUAUUCUUACGCGUUUCCUUCUUCCAUUUCCUCUCUUUAUUUCCUCAGCCUCUCCUUCUUCCGUUUAUAUUCUCUCUUUAUAUUCUUACGCGUUUCCUUCUUCCGUUUCCAUGUCAGCCUCUCCUCUUUAUAUUCUUAUUCCUUCUUCCCCCCUUCUUCCGUUUCCAUGUCAGCCUCUCCUUACGCUUUCUUUUCCCGUUCCAUGUCAUCUCUCUCUUUAUAUUCUUACGCGUUUUCCUUCUUCCGUUUCCAUGUCAGCCUCUCCUCUUUAUAUUCUUUAUAUUCUUUCCAUGUCAGCGCGUUUCCUUUAUAUUCUUCCGUUUCCUUCCGUCCAUGUCAGCCUCUCCUCUCUUUAUAUUCUUACGCGUUUCCUUCUUCCCGUUUCCAUUCAGCCUCCAUGUUUCCUUCUUCCUUUCCUGUCAGCCUCUCUUCUCUUUAUAUUCUUACGCGUUUCCUUCUUCCGUUUCCAUGUCAGCCUCUCCUCUCUUUAUAUUCUUUAGCGUUUCCUUCUUCCGUUUCCAUGUCAGCCUCUUCCAUGUUCUUAGCCCUUCUUCCGUUUCCAUGUCUUUAUAUUCUUACGCGUUUCCUUCUUCCGUUUCCAUGUCAGCCUCUCUCUCUUUAUAUUCUUAUGUUUCCUUCUUCCGUUUCCAUGUCAGCCUCUCCUCUCUUUAUAUUCUUCCGUUUCCAUGUUCUCCUUCUUUAUAUUCUUUAGCGUUUCCUUCUUCCGUUUCAUGUCCUCUCCUCUCUUUAUAUUCUUACGCGUUUCCUUCUUCCGUUUUCCAUGUCAGCCUCUCCUCUCUUUAUAUUCUUACGUUUCCUUCUUUCCAUGUUUCUCCUCUUUUUAUUUUGUCAGCUUCCGUUUCCAUCAGCCUCUCUUUUUAUAUUCUUACGCGUUUCCUUCUUCCGUUUCCAUGUCAGCCUCUCCUCUUUAUUUCUUACGUUUCCUUCUUCCUUUUUAUAUUCUCUCUUUAUAUUCUUACGCGUUUCCUUCUUCCGUUUCCAUGUCAGCCUCUCCUCUCUUUAUAUUCUUUAGCGUUUCCUUCUUCCCGUUUCCUUCUUCCGUUUCCAUGUCAGCCUCUCCUCUCUUUAUAUUCUUACGCGUUUCCUUCUUCCGUUUCCAUGUCAGCCUCUUUCCUUCUUCCCUUCCGUUUCCUCUCUCUCUUUAUAUUCUUUAGCCCUUCUUCCGUUUCCAUGUCAGCCUCUCCUCUCUUUAUAUUCUUAUUUCCUUCUUCCGUUUCCAUGUCAGCCUCUUCCUUCUUUAGCCCUUCUUCCGUUUCCAUGUCAGCCUCUCCUCUUUAUUUCUUACGCGUUUCCUUCUUCCGUUUCCAUAGCCUCUCUUUUUAUAUUCUUUUAGCGUUUUCUUCCGUUUCCAUCGUUUCCUUCUUCCGUUUUCCAUGUCAGCCUCUCCUCUCUUUAUAUUCUUACGUUUCCUUCUUCCGUUUCCAUGUCAGCCUCUCCCUCUCUUUAUAUUCUUUAUUUCCUUCUUCCCGUUCCAUGUCCUUCCUCUCCUCUCUUUAUAUUCUUUUGCGUUCUUCUUCCGUUUCCAUGUCAGCCUCUCCUCUCUUUAUAUUCUUACGCGUUUUCUUCUUCCUCUUUAAUUCAGCCUCUCCUCUCUUUAUAUUCUUUAGCGUUUCCUUCUUCCGUUUUAUAUGUCAGCCUCUCCUCUCUUUAUAUUCUUACGCGUUUCCUUCUUCCGUUUCCAUGUCAGCCUCUCCUCUCUUUUAUAUUCUUACGCGUUUCCUUCUUCCGUUUCCAUGUCAGCCUCUCCUCUCUUUAUAUUCCUUCUUCCCGUUUUCCAUUCUCCUCUUUUCCUUCUUCCGUUUCCAUGUCAGCCUCUCCUCUCUUUAUAUUCUUUUAGCGUUUCCUUCUUCCAUGUCAGUUUCCAUAUUCUUACGCGCCUCUCCGUUUUCCAUGUCUCUUUAUAUUCUUUUUUCCUUCUUCCGUUUCCAUGUCAGCCUCUCCUCUUUAUAUUCUUUUAUAUUCUUUUGCGUUUCCUUCUUCCGUUUCCAUGUCAGCCUCUCCUCUUUUAUAUUCUUUAGCGUUUCCUUCUUCCGUUUCCAUGUCAGCCUCUCCUCUCUUUAUAUUCUUAUAUUCUUUAGCGUUUCCUUCUUCCGUUUCCAUGUCAGCCUCUCCAUUCUUUAUAUUCUUACGCGUUUCCUUCUUCCGUUUCCCAUGUCAGCCUCUCCUCUCUUUAUAUUCUUACGCGUUUCCUUCUUCCGUUUCCAUGUCAGCCUCUCCUCUCUUUAUAUUCUUACGCGUUUCCUUCUUCCGUUUCCAUGUCAUCCUCUCCUCUCUUUCCAUGUCAGCCUCUCCUUUAGCGUUUCCUUCUUCCGUUUCCAUGUCAGCCUCUCCUCUCUUUAUAUUCUUACGCGUUUCCUUCUUCCGUUUCCAUGUCAGCCUCUCCUCUCUUUAUAUUCUUAUUUCCUUCUUCCGUUUCCAUUUCCUUCUUCUUUAUAUUCUUUACGUUUCCAUGUCAGCCUCUCCUCUCUUUAUAUUCUUUACGCGUUUCUUUUCCUCUUUUCCCUCUCCGCUUUCAUUCUUUCUUCUUUAUGUCAGCCUCUCUUUCUUUAUGCGUUUCCUUCCUCUUCCAUGUCAACCUCUCCUCUCUUUAUAUUCUUACGCGUUUCCUUCUUCCGUUUCCAUGUCAGCCUCUCCUCUUUAUAUUCUUACACGUUUCCUUCUUCCGUUUCCAUGUCAACCUCUCCUCUCUUUAUAUUCUUACAUUUCCCUUCUUGCAUUUCCAUAUCAACCUCUCCUCUCUUUAUAUUCUUACAUUUCCUUCUUCAAAUUUCAUGUCCUUCUCUCCUCUCUUUAUAUUCUUACAUUUUCCUUCUUCGUUCCAUGUCAGCCUCUCUCUUUUAUAAUGCCGCAUUUCCUCUCUUCCAUUUCCAUGUCAGCCUCCUCUCUCUUAUAUUCUUUAGCGUUUCCUUCUUCCGUUUCCAUGUCAGCCUCUCCUCUCUUAUUCUUACGUUUCCUUCUUCCGUUUCCAUGUCAGCCCCUCCUCUCUCCCAUAUUCUUUUUAGCAUUUCCUUCUUCCGUUUCCAUGUCAGCCUCUCCUCUCUUUAUAUUCUUACGCAUUUCCUUCUUCCGUUUCCAUGUCAGCCUCUCCUCUCUUUAUAUUCUUUAGCGUUUCCUUCUUCCGUUUCCAUGUCAGCCUCUCCCCUCUUUUUUUAUAUUCUUACGCGUUUCCUUCUUCCGUUUCCAUGUCAGCCUCUCCAAUCUCUUUUAUAUUCUUACGCUGCUCCUUCUUCCGUUUCCAUGUCAGCCUCUCUCUCUUUAUAUUCUUACGCGUUUCCUUCUUCCGUUUCCAUGUCAGCCUCUCCUCUCUUUAUAUUCUUACGCGCUUCCUUCUUCCGUUUCCAUGUCAGCCUCUCCUCUCUUUUUAUAUUUUCUUCCGUUUCCAUGUCAGUUUCCUUCUUCCCUUCCUUUCCAUGUCAGCCCUCUCUCUUUAUAUUCUUACACAUUUCCUUCUUCCGUUUCCAUUUGCUCCUUCUUCCGUUUCCAUGUCAGCCCCUCCUUUAUAUUCUUAGCUUUCCUUCUUCCGUUUCCAUGUCAGCUUCUCCUCUCUUUUAUAUUCUUUACGCGUUUCCUUCUUCCGUUUCCAUGUCAGCCUCUCCUCUUUUAUAUUCUUACGCAUUUCCUUCUUCCGUUUCCAUGUCAGCCUCUCUCUUUUAUAUUGCUAGCAUUUCCUUCUUCCGUUUCCAUGUCAGCCUCUCUCUCAUAUUCUUACGCGCUUCCUUCUUCCGUUCCAUGUCAUGUCCUUAUAUUCUCCCUCUCUUAUAUUCUUACGCGUUUCCUUCUUCCCUGCUUCCUUCUUCCGUUUCCAUGUCAGCCUCUCCUUUAUAUUCUUACGCGUUUCCUUCUUCCAUUUCCAUGUCAGCCUCUCCUCUCUUUAUAUUCUUACGCGUUUCCUCCUUCCGUUUCCAUGUCAGCCUCUCCUCUGUUUUAUAUUCUUCUUCACGUAGCGUCCUUUCCUUCUUCCGUUUCCAUGUCAGCCUCCUCUCUUUAUAUUCUUACGCGUUUCCUUCUUCCGUUUCCAUCUUACGCGUUUCCUUCUUCCGUUUCCAUGUCAGCCUCUCCUCUUUAUAUUCUUACGCGUUUCCUUCUUCCGUUUCCAUGUCAGCCUCUCCUCUCUUUUAUUUCCUCUUCCGUUUAGCUGCCUUCCUUCUUCCGUUUCCAUGUCAGCCUCCUCCUCUCUUUUAUAUUCUUACGCGUUUCCUUCUUCCGUUUCCAUGUCAGCCUCUCCUCUCUUUAUAUUCUUCCGUUUCCAUGUUCUCCUUCUUCCGUUUCCAUCUUCCAUUUCCAUGUCAGCCUCUCUCUUUAUAUUCUAUUUAUGUUCUCUUUAUAUUCUUACCGUUUCCAUGUCAGCCUUCCUUCUUCCGUUUCCAUGUCAGCCUCUCCUUUAUAUUCUUACGCGUUUCCUUCUUCCGUUUCCAUGUCAGCCUCUCCUUAUAUUUUAUAUUCUUACGUUUCCGUGUCCUUCCUUCUUCCGUUUCCAUGUCAGCCCCUCUCCUCUUACUUUAUAUUCUUCCACGCUUUAUAUUCUUUUCCUUCUUCCAUGUCAGCCUUUCCAUGUCUUACGCCUCCUUCCCGUUUCCAUGUCAGCCUCCUUUUUAUAUUCUUACGCGUUUCCUUCUUCCGUUUCCAUGUCAGCCUCUCCUCUCUUUUAUAUUCUUUAGCGUUUCCUUUCCUUCCCUCUUUCCAUGUCAGCGUUUUCUUACUCCUCCUCUCUUUUUAUUCUUACGCGUUUCCUUCUUCCGUUUCCAUGUCAGCCUCUUCCCGUUUCCAUUAUAUUCUUACGCGUUUCCUUCUUCCGUUUCCAUGUUUGUCAGCCUCUCUCCUCUUUAUAUUCUUACGCGUUUCCUCCUUCUGUUUCCAUGUCAGCCUCUCCUCUCUUUAUAUUCUUUAGCGUUUCCUUCUUCCGUUUCCAUGUCAGCCUCUCCUCUCUUUAUAUUCUUACGCGUUUCCUUCUUCCGUUUCCAUGUCAGCCUCUCCUCUCUUUAUAUUCUUACGCGUUUCCUUCUUCCGUUUCCAUGUCAGCCUCUCUCUUUUAUAUUCUUACGCGUUUCCUUCUUCCGUUUCCAUGUCAGCCUCUCCUCUCUUUAUAUUCUUUUCCUAGCUUUCUUUGGCGUUUCCUUCUUCUCUUUAUUUCCAUGUCCCCUCUUUAAUGUCAGCCUCUCUUUAUAUUCUUACGCGUUUCCUUCUUCCGUUUCCAUGUCAGCCUCUCCUCUCUUUAUAUUCUUACGCGUUUCCUUCUUCCCGUUUCCUUCUUCCGUUUCCAUGUCAGCCUCUCCUCUCUUUAUAUUCUUUAGCGUUUCCUUCUUCCGUUUCCAUGUCAGCCUCUCUCUCUUUUAUAUUCUUACGCUGCUUCCUUCUUCCGUUUCCAUGUCCUUCUCUCCAUGUCCCCCUCUCCUUUAUAUUCUUACGUUUCCUUCUUCCGUUUCCAUGUCAGCCUCCUCCUCUCUUUAUAUUCUUAUGUUUACGCGUUUCCUUCUUCCGUUUCCAUGUCAGCCUCUCCUCUCUUUAUAUUCUUUUAGCGUUUCCUUCUUCCGUUUCCAUGCUCAGCUCUUCCUCCUCUCCGCUUUUAUAUUCUUACGCGUUUCCUUCUUCCGUUUCCAUGUCAGCCUCUCCUCUCUUUAUAUUCUUACGCGUUUCCUUCUUCCGUUUCCAUGUCAGCCUCUCCCUCUCUUUAUCCUCUUUCAUUCCAUGUCUUACGCCUUUCUUGCUUCCUCUUUAUUCGGCCUUCCUUUUAUAUUCUUACGCCUUCUUCCGUUUCCAUGUCAUAUUCUUCUCCUCUCCGUUUUAUAUAUUCUUUAUUCUUACGCGUUUCCUUCUUCCGUUUCCAUGUCAGCCUCUCCUCUCUCUUUUAUAUUCUUACGCCAUGUUUCCUUCUUCCGUUUCCAUGUCAGCCUCUCCUCUCUUUAUAUUCUUCUUUUAGCGUUUCCUUCUUCCGUUUCCAUGUCAGCCUCUCCUCUCUUUUCCUAUUCUUUAGUUCUUACGCGUUUUCCUUCUUCCGUUUCCAUGUCAGCCUCUCCUCUCUUUUAUAUUCUUACUUACGCGUUUCCUUCUUCCGUUUCCAUGUCAGCCUCUCUCUUUCUUUUAUAUUCUUACGCCCCUUUAGUUUCCUUCUUCCGUUUCCCAUGUCAGCCUCUCCUCUCUUUAUAUUCUUACGCGUUUCCUUCUUCCGUUUCCAUGUCAGCCUCCUCUCUUUUAUAUUCUUUAGCGUUUCCUUCUUCCGUUUCCAUGUCAGCCUCUCUCUUUUUAUAUUCUUACGCCGUUUCCUUCUUCCGUUUCCAUGUCAGCCUCUCCUCUCUUUAUAUUCUUACACGUUUCCUUCUUCCCGUUUCCAUGUCAGCCUCUCCUCUCUUUAUUCUUCCUUCUUCCGUUUCCAUGUCAGCCUCUCCUCUUUUUAUAUUUUUCCUUUCCUUCUUCCGUUUCCAUGUCAGCCUCUCCGUUUCCUUCUUCCUCUUUCAUGUCAGCCCUCUCUUAUAUUCUUUUCUUCCUCUUUCAUAUUCUUUAUAUUCUUACGCGUUUACUUCUUUCCGUUUAAUGUCAGCCUCUCCUCCUUUUAUAUUCUUCAGCGUUUCCUUCUUCCGUUUCCAUGUCAGCCUCUCUCUCUUUAUAUUCUUACGCGUUUCCUUCUUCCGUUUCCAUGUCAGCCUCUCCUCUCUUUAUAUUCUUACGCGUUUCCUUCUUCCGUUUCCAUGUCAGCCUCUCCUCUUUAUAUUCUUACGCCAUGUUUCCCUCCUUCCGUUUCCAUGUCAGCCUCUCCUCUGUUUAUAUUCUUUAGCGCUUUUCCUUCUUCCGUUUUUAUGUCAGCCUCUCCUCUCUUUAUAUUCUUUUAUAUUCUUACGCGUUUCCUUCUUCCGUUUCCAUGUCAGCCUCUCCUCUCUUUUAUAUUCUUUAGCGUUUCCUUCUUCCUUCUUUCCAUGUCAGCCUCUCCUCUCUUUAUAUUCUUACGCGUUUCCUUCUUCCGUUUCCAUGUCAGCUCUCUCCUCUCUUUAUAUUCUUACUUACACGCGUUUCCUUCUUCCGUUUCCCAUGUCAGCCUCUCCUCUUUUAUAUUCUUACGCGUUUCCUUCUUCCGUUUCCAUGUCAGCCUCUCCUCUCUUUAUAUAUUCUUUUUUUCCAUGCAGCCUUCCUUCUUCCGUUUCCAUGUCAGCCUCUCCUCUCUUUAUAUUCUUACGCGUUUCCUUCUUCCGUUUCCAUGUCAGCCUCUCCUCUCUUUAUAUUCUUACGCGUUUCCUUCUUCCGUUUCCAUGUCAGCCUCUCCUCUCUUUAUAUUCUUACGCGUUUCCUUCUUCCGUUUCCAUGUCAGCCUCUCCUCUCUUUAUAUUCUUUAGCGUUUCCUUCUUCCUCUUUCAUGUCAGCCCCUCCUCUCUUUAUAUUCUUACGCCCUCUCCUCUCUUUAUAUUCUUACUCGUUUCCUUCUUCCGUUUCCAUGUCAGCCUCUCCUCUCUUUAUAUUCUUAUGUGUUUCCAUCUUUCUCUUUAA